AUGGCAUCCUCAUCAUCUCCAGAUCGGUAUCAAUGCCAACCAUACAACUUGAACAACGUAACUCGAUUCUACCAGACGAACGCCUUCGCAGUGAAACAGAUCACAGUCAAGCCCCGGCAACACACCCUCACCUGGGUGAUGGGUAUGAUGCAGCGGAGGUUAUCAGUAUCGUUCCGGGCACCAUGGGACCAACCCCAGCCCAGUGUAUUGCACCGACGCCCAGGCAAGUGCCAACCCAAUGAUGGCUACACGAACGGUCAGCCAAAUACUACACUAAUUGUGAGGGCCUGGGUAUGA
Messenger RNA from Penicillium hordei, 297 nucleotides. RefSeq lists its product as uncharacterized. The coding region runs from base 1 to 297 and encodes 98 amino acids. The record is from RefSeq and is a predicted model, not a curated record. The transcript has a single exon. NCBI's taxonomy places the organism in Eukaryota, Fungi, Ascomycota, Eurotiomycetes, Eurotiales, Aspergillaceae.